UUCAAAAGUGAAUAAUCUCGAUCGCGAUAAGUCGAUUCUCGAGAGUGUUUUUAGUGGCGCGGCAUGUAUCCACAUGAUCGAUUACCGUUCACAAAACGUUUUCCAGAGUCAGUGUUUGUGUGCCAUUGUAAGUGACACGGUGUGGUUAGUGACGAUGGAAUAACUUUUUUUGUUUAAAUUUUCUUUAUUUAACUACAGUAGUUUUAAUUAAUUAAUAUAGUGAAUAAUAUUAAUUAAAAGUGUUCCAAUAAAAUGUUUAUUAAAACAAUCAUUAAUAAUAUGUAAAUUAACAAAUAAUUGUUGAUAUUAAACUCGAGUUUGUACUCACGCGUUUAUGUUGUUAUGUAGUUGUGAUAUAUAAGAUUGUGUCGUGUAAAUGAAGAGGCGGCGAAUCCGCGCGGCGGUCGCGUGCUAGUGCUUAUAUAUAUAUAUAUAUAUUAAUAUAUACACCUAUAUACUUUUAUACACACCUAUAUAUUACUUCACAUACAUAUAUACUUACUGUAUAUUUUAUAUAUAAAAAAAUACACCGACCUAUCAAUAAAUAUAUGUACUUGUUGUUACAAAACAAACAUUAAAUUUCAGUACAUGGAAUGGCGCGUAAAUGCUGUGUAAAAAAUUGUGAAAUUAAUGGCAAUGAUGUACAUGCUGUCGGUAUUCCUAUUCAUAGAUUUCCUAAGGAUUUACAUUUGAGAAGCAAAUGGUUAGUAAAUGCUGGAUUUGAUGAAUUUUACAAACCUUUUCCCGGUCAAUUUGUUUGCUACAGACAUUUCUUGAAAAAUGAUUAUGAAAUUAAUAAAAACAUGCCGGGGCAUAAAUUUCUGCUGAAGAAAGGAUCUGUGCCGACGGUCUUUGACAACUAUCAUAAUCAUCCAGAUCCUGUGGUGCCAUUAACAGUAACAAAGUCACCCGCAAAAAGUGAUAAUAAUUUACCGGAAAAUUUAAUUCCGACAAAUUCAGAAAUGACACAAUUGGAGUCAGAAAAUUUACCUGAAGCUCAAGGAUCUAAUUCAAAACCCGAAGAACUUAAAAAAGAAGUUCCUAAAGAUUUACUCGUAAAUUCGAGCAACAAAUCUGAAAGUAUAAAAAAAUCAGCUGGUUCUGAUAAUUUGAGCUUACAAAUUCAAAAUGUGAUUGAUACUACGGUUGAAAAAAAGGGAUUCACCGAAGACCCUCCUGCGGAACCACCACCUGUUUUAGAUGAUCCAGUGGACAAUGUAAAACUUAAUGAAGAUUCCUGUAAAUCUAAUGGAGAUAUAGAAAAUAAUAUCCAAGAGCCAAAUGGUGAAAAUGGAAAAUUUUCCAAGUCCAGGAAUGGUAACUCAGGAUUGACAUUUUUUGUUGGUUCGAAAUUGGAAUGUAAGACUUUUAGCGAAAAAUGGUGUGUAGCUGUAGUUGUGGAAACUGAUUGGAGAGAACGAGAAAUUCUGAUAAAUUUUGAUAAACGACGCCCGACAACUAACGAGUGGAUAUCAAUGGACAGUCCUAGAUUGAGAAGCAUCCGACCUAGUGAGGAAGUAUGGGUACAACCAACCGAGAGCUCAAAAAUGCGUGAAUUUAUUGUUGGAGAAAGAGUUUUAGCAACGUGGGCAGAUGGAAGAAAAUAUCCAGCUAAGAUAAAUGGAGUAUUGGAAGCAGAUAAAUAUGACGUGCUGUUUGAUGACGGUUAUCAAAAAAUAGUCCGUGGAUCGAAAAUAACUAAAAUAGCCUCUGCCAGUUCUAAGAAUCCAUCCAAGGGAAUGGAAACAGAUGCAUACAUUGGCAGCAAGCAAGAGCGAAGAGAUAAGAGCCGAAAACACACCGUGAAAGAUUUGUUUUCACACAAAAAAAGGACUAAAUUGGACGGAGUUGACCAAUCACUGACCAAAAAAGAUGACACUUCUCUGACUGAUGCAGAACAAUUGAAUAAUUCUGAAAGCAUGAACGGGAGUACUGAUGCAGGCGGAGAGCUUGAAGAAUCUAUCACGGAGCAAGUUCCAAUUGAGACUCCAAAACCCAAGGCCAGGAAUGGAGCCAAGAGAAAACGCGAAGUUGUGGUUGAUUAUGAUGAUGAUGGUGGACCAGAGUGGAUCGACGGUGAACCUCAGGGUAUUGAAUCAUUUGUCGUAGAUGGUAAUGAAGGUUCACGUCGAUCUAUAUUAAUUCCCGACAAAAAAUUGCCACCUGGAUGGCAGAAACAUUUCAUCCAAAGAAAAACUGGUAACUCAGCUGGUAAAUGGGACGCUGUAUUUCUUCACGAAGCUUCUAGUAAAAAAUUCAGGUCCAGAAGCGACUUGAGAUCUUUCUUUGAGACCCAGCGGCUCUGUAAUUUUGAUCCAAAUAAAUUUGAUUUUUGUGUGCAUCGCAGAAAAAGACCAGCUGUUGCUAAAGAAAAAUUAGAUUCUAGUACCAGUGCUGGUUCUUCCUCGGCUACCAAUGAACCGGCUAGGAAAAUAAAAACACUUUUGCCUAAAAGUAAAACUGCUGCGACGAAUGAUUUGUUAUUGACAUCGGUAACUCCUAGUUAUCUUACUCCAGUUCCUGCUACGCCUGUUGAAGAUACUGGUGGAAUGAUUUAUUCAGUUUUUAUCGGAGGACUAAGAGUAGAAAUGGAAGACAGUGCCUACAAAUGUCCCAAGGAAGGAUGUUUCAAAACUUUUCGCAAAGAAAAUCUCCUUCAAAUGCACAUAAAACAUUAUCACCCCGAGUUUUCAAAGUAUCUCGGAUCAACACCAAAUGUCGCGGACUUAGCGUACGCACGAACAAUAGGCGAGCCAAUUAUCGACGGAACUCCCAAAAAAUCAACCAGCAAUUACGUCGACAAGCCAACAAUAAGCCGAGGUGACAAAAGGAAGAGCCACUCUGAUAAAUUUUCAACACCUUUAGCCCAUCAAUCUUUUGCUGCGUCUUCUCCGCUGUCCGUAGCGUCGCCUGACAUGUCUCAGAUUGACCAUCCGAUGAACGGACUCAAAGAUGACACAAAGUCCGACUUGAUGUCACCUUGCUCGAACGCUUCUCUAGAUAUUGAUGAUGAAAUGGCGAAAAAAUCAGACGGCAGCUGUGCAAUGUCGCCCGGCACGCUUUUUGAUUUAAAAUCUAGGGAAGAAAAAACUCAGGCUGGGAUUAAAACUUUGCUGCCUUUAAGGUCGGCUAAUUCUGCAGAUACAACUCGGCUGGAUCGCUCCAAGUCGCUUGAUGACACUUUUAAUGCUGAUAGAGGACAACGCAAGAGGCAAUUGUCAGAGUACAGUUCUGAUAAUUCGACUAAAAGUAAAAAACGGCAUGGCAUACAGGAGCUUACGGAUGAUUAUGGGGAUUUAGAUGACAGCGCAAUGGAUAUCGACGGACCUUCACCACUAGUGUAUAGAUUCAGUCGUAGAAAAUCUGAUUCUAAGAGCGACGAUAACAGUCAGAAUGGAGAAUGCAUGAUGAUGAUGAUAAAUGGCGAGAUGGUUAAAGUCGAACAAUUAAAGCGCGAAGAAAUAAUUAAUUGUACUUGCGGAAUCGUCGAAGAAGAUGGACUGAUGAUACAAUGUGAUUUGUGUCUUUGCUGGCAGCACGGCCAUUGUAAUUCUAUUGAACGUGAAAAGGAUGUUCCGGAAAAAUAUAUUUGUUUUAUUUGCCAGAAUUCUUAUCGCCAGAGGCCCUCGAAAAAAUACGCACAUGAUCAGGAUUGGAUUAAAGAAGGAAAAUUGCCGAGCUUAACUAACAGACAUAAAAAUCAAGAGACACUUAAUAAACGAUUUGCGAUGUUAAAACGAUCUAAUGAUUUAGUAGGAGCGUUGCUGAAAGUUCAACAAGUUCUUUAUAGUUUGAAAGUUAAAAUCGGCGUUGCUCAAGUAAAAGACCAUCCAAAAUUAUAUCUAUGGGCCAAAAACUGGGAAACAACAGAGCUACCAAAGCCUCAUCUCGAGCCUGUACCAAUAUUGGAAAUAAUAAAACCCGAACCAACUACCCUCGACAUGGACAUCACUCAAUCAGACAUAAAACCAGAAGGAACAUGUCCGAUUAACAAAGACGACAUUAAUGGCGACAAAUCAAUACACUCUGAUUCAGAGUUGAUGAAAAUUCUUGAAGAGGACAACAGCUGUGUGGUUGAUGAUUUAAAAGUCAAAAAAGAAAUUUCGGAUUCAAAAAAUAUCGAGGAAAGUCCGGUAGUAAAAAAUGAGACCGAGACUCCUCAGACAGAUAAAAUAGAAGACAUUAAAAUAGAAGAUAGUAAAGAAAAUAUUAAAGAACAGCCUAAUGUGUCGGGGACGGAUAGUCAAGUACAAUUUAAUGCGAGUAAUAAUAAUGAGUCGCUGAAUGAUAGCAAGAGCGAGCAAGCCAAGUCAAAGCCUUUUGAGUCAUUACCAGAACAACCACCGGCGCCUCAGCAGCCUUUCAUCCCUGAACCAGAAGCUCCGAUUGAUCCUGAUGAAUGUAGACUACGUUUGUUGAAUCACAUAGAACACUUUCAGAAUCACAUGGAAGUACAUCUGACCAGUGUUGAGAGCCAAGUGUCAUUUUUAGAAGCUAUGGAUCCUGAUGAUGACCUAGCUGCGGAUAAAGUUGAUAUUCGGUGUAAAGAAACUAUUCAAAUGGUGAUUCGUGAUCUUCAUACUGUGAGAAAACUCGCAGCUUUAUGCUGAUAUAUCUCUUUAAAAAUUAUUUUUAUUUGCUUUUAUUUCAAUCGUGAAAAUUGGGAUAAAAAAAAAAAAUUUUUUU
This is a messenger RNA of Cotesia glomerata, 4686 nucleotides long. It is a transcript of the gene MBD-R2, whose product is annotated as PHD finger protein 20-like protein 1. The record is from RefSeq and is a predicted model, not a curated record. Gene Ontology annotation, molecular function: DNA binding. Bases 594 to 4610 code for a protein of 1338 amino acids. Lineage: Eukaryota; Metazoa; Arthropoda; Insecta; Hymenoptera; Braconidae. The transcript is spliced from 13 exons. Gene Ontology annotation, cellular component: NSL complex. Gene Ontology annotation, biological process: regulation of transcription by RNA polymerase II.